Rhagoletis zephyria (snowberry fruit fly) is the source of this 1056-nucleotide messenger RNA. Lineage: Eukaryota; Metazoa; Arthropoda; Insecta; Diptera; Tephritidae. The record is from RefSeq and is a predicted model, not a curated record.
AUGAACCAAUUGUUGCUACUUUUCUUCAUUGCCAUUUGUACCCUUUCAAAUGGGCAAAACAAUGAAACCUCAAGUCUCUUUUCUAGCAAACAAAUUGAAGUUUCAUUUGGCAAUUUUAAAACCAUCUUCCGCCGACUGUACCGGUCGCUUACCACCGAGACUGAUCGUUUGCGAAUUUUCGGUGAAAAUCUAGAGUACAUCGAGAGCUUCAACUCUAGGCGAGAUGCAUUUCGCACGUACACACUUGGAGUGAACAACUUCACCGAUCUCUCGCAGGAUGAGUUUCACCGCCUGUACAAUGGUUUCAUUCAGCGAACGCAAGAUCCGUCCUCUGCUGCUGAGGAGCGCAGAGCUGGGAGGACACUUGAGGUAAACGUCACCGAGGAGAUGCUUCGCCAGCGACUGCCACGAACUGUGGACUGGUCACAGCGAGGUGUGCUUACGCCUGUGAAACAGCAAGGUCAGUGUGGGUCUUGCUGGAGCUUUGCCGCCGUGGCAGCUAUUGAAAGUCAGGUGGCCAUUCACACUGGCCAGCUGGUCAGUCUGUCGGAGCAGAACCUACUCGACUGUGCCGUCUACGGCAACAAUGGCUGCGCCGGUGGGCUGAUGAACAAUGCCUACGAGUAUGUCAUUCAAAACGGUGGCAUCGACACGGCAGAUUCAUACCCGUAUCUUGGUGCUCAACGCUACUGUCGCUUCAACACGUUCUCGGUCGGCGCUCAAAUCUCCUCGUACGUGAACCUGCAGCGAGGUAGUGAGGCAGAGCUGAUGUACGCUCUGGCCCACAGCGGCCCUGUUUCCGUGGGCAUGGACGCCAGCAGACAGUCGCUGCAGUUCUACUCAUCCGGCGUGUACGAUGAUCCCUCCUGCAGUUCGUACAAUCUCAACCAUGGAGUGGUCGUGGUUGGCUACGGCACCACCACUGACGGGGUGGACUACUUCAAGGUGAAGAACUCUUGGGGGCAAUCCUGGGGGAUGGGUGGAUACUUUCUCAUUCGCAGAAAUGCCGGAAAUCGAUGCGGCAUCGCUACUCAGGCUAGCUAUCCUGUCUUGUAA